ACAGAAUGCUUCGUUGUCGAUCAUUUCUAAGCCUACAACGGCGCACCUUUUGUGCCAACAGUAUCAAGAUGAAUUCCGUUGGCAAUUGGUCCCUCCAAAUGCCGGGCUUCAAUCUGCCCCUGAAUCACGCUCCGGACGCAAAUGUGCUUACGGAGGAUAUCUGGGGGUUUCCGAGUGCGCUGGACCCGGCACAUAUUGCAUUUGGUUCUCUUAACCAGCUUGUUACUAAGAGGGAGAUUAUCAUGAUGCAAAUUAUGAAUGUUAUUACUGAUAAACCGGAAUGGGAGCGGAAGGUUUUCGAUGAGCAUAUCAUUGCCAAGUGGCGUGAGGAGGUUGCUCAGAGUGGACACGAUGCCACGCCCAAGAUGAUGGAUUGGAUUGUCAAAGAGUUGCAGUGGAAGGCUGGGAUUUUGGAGGAAUCCGGGUUUGUGGAAGUUUUUGAUGGCGGAGUCGUCAAAUCUGAUACCGUCAUUUCGAAGGAGUUACAGGAUGCGCUUAAAGAAGUGGUUGUCCCCUUUGAAAACGUUCCCGAGGAAGAGAGGGAUUAUCAUCCGGGAUCGGAUAACAAGGUGGUCAAUCUGGUCCAUCCAUCGCUUUUCCCGGUGAUUUAUGGACGCACGCAUGUUCUUCCGGACCGGGCGAUUGGCCUGGAUGAUUGUAUCGACAGCAUGGGUAAAGGCCAGUGGCUUCCCAGGCCAAAAGAAGAGGAGGCUAUUCCAGACAAACAUCCUUACGAAUAUCGAAAUCAGCCGCAUCCGCCUGUUUUGAGUACCAAGUUCCAGUGGUUGCCCUGUGAUGUGAAGAUCACCGAAGACGGUGGGUGUCAGAUUCUGUCUUACAUCAAUAAUGCUCACCCGGUCAAGCACCGCGCGCUAUAUGAUGUCGUUGAGAAGAUUCUCGCCCAGACAAUACCUUUGUGGGAACAAUCUUUGAGCGAGAAAGAAUACAAUACCAAUCGAAUCAAAUAUACCGGACAAGUUGAGUACGAGGACGAUGGCUCGACUGAACCGCAAUUCCCCGAGGGAGAUGAUGUCGAGGUUGAGGAUGAGGACAAAUAUGGGGAGAUUUUGGCUGCUUGGUACACUUCUCGGAAGAUUGUCAAGCCUGAGCCGGGAGAAUUCAAGGUCAGAGAGAUAACAAAGGCGAAUUUUUUGAAACAUUUCCCCGAGGGGAAAAUACAGGUUAUCGUGAAACUGGCAAACAUCGAGUUGGCGCCUGAGAAGCCCGCGUAUGAAGGAGGGUCCUGGCACAUUGAAGGGCAAUUGAACGAACGCAUCGCUGCAUCAGCAAUCUACUACUACGACUCCGAGAACAUUACACCCAACUCCCUAGCAUUCCGCCAUCGAGGCAUGAACGAUAUGGACGACAUCUCCUACGAACAAGAUCGACACGACUUCGUGCAACAAGUAUACGGCUACCACGAAGACCUCGACAAUUACAAUGAUGACUUGAUCACGCAAGAACUGGGCAGCGUGGUCACCAAAGAAGGCCGUAUUAUAACAUUCCCCAACACACUCCAGCAUCAAGUCUCUCCAUUCUCCCUGGCCGAUGCAUCAAAACCCGGCCACCGGAAGAUCCUGGCACUAUUCCUCGUUGAUCCGCAUACGCGAAUUAUCUCAUCUGCGAAUGUACCGCCGCAACGCGAGGAUUGGAGACCAGCCACGAAUAGCGGAGAAAUUGUGAAUACGAUUACCAUGGAGGAAGCCAAGGCUUAUCGGGUUGAGCUUAUGAAAGAGCGUGGCCUCAAGGCUGAAGAAAGUAAUGCUCUAUUUGAGAUGGGUCAUUUCCAUCUCUGCGAACAUUAA
Messenger RNA from Penicillium subrubescens, 1805 nucleotides. Its product is annotated as DUF4246 domain-containing protein. The record is from RefSeq and is a predicted model, not a curated record. The coding region runs from base 6 to 1805 and encodes 599 amino acids. NCBI's taxonomy places the organism in Eukaryota, Fungi, Ascomycota, Eurotiomycetes, Eurotiales, Aspergillaceae. The transcript is spliced from 4 exons.